GCAAAACAUAACCAUAAAGUGACAGUUGAGGCAUGGACCUACUGUGCUGCCAAUAAUGAAGACAAAAUCAAAAAAAAACUCCUCGAAAACCAAGGCAGUAGCCGGUUCAUCGAUUUCUAAACCUGUCACAAGAGGCAAGGAAAGACAGUACAAUUCACAGCAGUUAUAUGAUGCUCUUGAUGCACUUGGAAAAGGUGUAUCAUUUAGAGAAGCUGCAGUUCAUUUCGAUAUACCUAAAAGUACUCUGCAUGAUAAGAAACAUAACCGCACUCCCGUUGAAUGCCCAAAAGGAUCACAUACAGAAUUAACUCGAGAAGAAGAGGUAGAUAUAGCUAAUUGGAUAAUAAACAGGGCAGAAACGGGGUUUCCAGUGAGUAAAGAUCAUUUAUUGGAUUGUGUUGAGAAGUACGUGACAGCUCUGAAUAGGAAAGUGAGAUUCAAAAAAAAUAGACCAGGUACACGCUGGUACAAAGCAUUCUUAGGAAGACAUCCUAUAGUGGCUGAGCGAAUUUCUCAAAAUCUUACCACAACUAGAGCUUCUGUAACUGAAACUAACUUACGUCAAUGGUUUACUAAGAUUAAUGCUUAUUUGAAAAAAAAGAAUUUAUUAGAAAUUACUGAUGAACGAGUAUUCAAUUUAGAUGAGACCGCCUUUCAACUAGUUCCAAAAGAUAAUCAUGUUCUGGCAAAAAAAGGUGCAAAAUCUGUGUACAAAAUAGUUUCAAGCGAUGAGAAGGCAUCCUUGACUGUUUUAUUUGUUGCUGCAGCAAAUGGAAUAUUACUGCCACCAAUGAUCCUUUUUGAUUGUAAGACUACUCCUCGACAAACUACAUUAUCUAAAAUUCCAAAAGACUGGGGCGUUGGACAUUCAGAAUCAGGCUGGAUGACAGCAGAAACUUUUUACCAUUAUGUGAAAAAUUGCUUUAUUCCAUGGCUACAAAAGAACAGUAUUGAAUUGCCAGUAGUAUUGUACGUUGAUGGCCAUGUGUCUCAUCUUUCUUAUCCACUCAUGCAGUUGUGCGUUGCUAAUCAAAUUGAACUGAUUACAUUGUACCCAAACUCAACACAUAUUAUUCAGCCUCUAGAUGUGGCCCUGUUUCAUCAAUUAAAAGACAAGUAUAGAGAAACGUUGAGAAAGUGGAGGUUUGAUAAUGAUGUGGUUGAUUAUAAGAAACAUUCGUUUGCUCCUGUGCUGGAACUAACAUUGCAAAAUAUUGAUGUAACUUCAAGUAUCACAAAUGGAUUCAGAACAACAGGCUUGUUUCCAUUGGAUGCAGAUGCUGUCGACUAUGGUGUUUUGAAUAAAAAUAAGAAGAAAAAGAAAAUAGUUGAAUGUUUACCUGCUAUACCAAAUCAGAAAAAUGAAAACUUGGAAUUUUAUGAAAAAAGCAUAUUGGCACCUACUGUAUUAGACCAAUUCAAAAAACAUAUUUUGGAAGAAAGUUGGAGUGGAGAUCCAGAUUUAACCAACCAUUUCAUUAUGUGGAAAAAACUGCUUAAUUCAAGUACGCCAAUUAACUCAGGUAUGGUUGACAACUCAAGCUCUAAAAAUGUAAUCACUACUACCACACAUGAGACCACUAGUCAAAAUGGAUCAAUUAUAUUAUCUCAACAUGAGAGUAGUGAUGGAAUAUUACCUCUGCCUGAAGUAUUUACACAAGAAGAAUCUACUGCAGUUAAUGGUGCAAUUGAAAUUGAAAUUGUUGAUGAAUUCUGUACAGCUAAUGAGACUGAAUCAACUGUAAACCAACAAGUUUUCACUAUAACUCCAAAUGUUGAAACUAGUCUUAGUCUUAGUUUAUGUGAAGAAAAUACUGAAAAUAUUUUUGAGUCUACAAUUGAAAAUAAUAAUAAUGAAAUUAUCAGUGAAGUGGUAACUCUUAAGUACACUAGUCCAUUGCAGAAAGUUUAUUCUAGUCCAAGCCAAAAAAAUUAUAUUAGUUGCAGUACGGUUCAAGAAAAUAUUCAUUGUGCUGAAUAUUUUGAAUCACUUAAUAGAGAUGUUAAUAAGGCGAAAUCUGGUCCCAUUGAUGACACUGAUAUUCAUGCAGAAGUGGAUAUUACUACUAGUACAGUAGACAAUAAUAGUCAAUUAUUCAAAGAUGAUUCAUCUGAAAAUAGUAGAUCACUUGAUGACAAGCGAUUAGAGUCUACGUCCUUUAAUGCAGAUUUAUUUAUCGAUGAUAUUCUGGAUUUAAGCAAUAAUUCUAAAAGUAAAGAGGAGAGGAGUCUUCAAUUUAUUGCUGCAAAUGAUAAUGCAGUUGACAAAACGGCUGCUUUUGAAACUUUUUUCAAAACUCCUGAAUUUAAGGGAAAAAGAACCAUAGCGAAAAAUGGCCCUCGUUGUGCACCUGCUUCAACUGUAGAAGAUAUCAUGAAGGUCCAUGAAAGAAAAGAAAAAGAGAAAAAGAAGAAAGAAGCAGAGACAUUCAAAAAUAAACAGAAAAAAGAGAAGAAUAAAGUAUUAAAAGAGAAAGAAAUAAAUAUAAAUAAAAAGACCCAAGCGUAUUUGUCAAAAUUGACCCAAGAAAAAAAAGAGAUAAUGACAAAAAUUAAAACAUUAAAAACUUCAUUGAAGUCUGGAGCAUUGAAAGAAAAUAAAUGUGAUUACGAUAAGCAAUUAAAGCUCUUAAAUAUAAGACUAGAUGAAGUAACAGAGUUGGUGGCCGAAGAAAGAUUAAAAGCUUUCUUGAUUAAAUAA
Molecule: messenger RNA, 2701 nt
Organism: Trichogramma pretiosum
Lineage: Eukaryota; Metazoa; Arthropoda; Insecta; Hymenoptera; Trichogrammatidae
Exons: 7
Coding region: 56-2701 (881 amino acids)
Cellular component (GO): nucleus
Molecular function (GO): DNA binding
Source: RefSeq, a predicted model, not a curated record